This is a messenger RNA of Danaus chrysippus (African queen), 4938 nucleotides long. The record is from the annotation of a GenBank genome assembly. Lineage: Eukaryota; Metazoa; Arthropoda; Insecta; Lepidoptera; Nymphalidae.
AUGGCGACUGCGCGUUCGCGAUCCCCGCAAGAUGGCGUCCGAAGACGACGCGACUUCACCAGGUCGCCGUAUGUGACGCUGGGCGCGGUGCGUUACACCGUCCGCCGCGCGCCGCCUCCCCGCGCCUGCCCGUGCCGCUGCUGCUCCGAGGAGGCGGUGGCGGCGUGCCUCGGUCGCGCCAAGCCGGAUCGUCGCACGCUGGAGCGUUUCCAGCGCCGCCUGGGCCGGGGCUCGCGGGACGAGCGGCCCUCGCGGCACCAACGCCUACGGGACCUCACUGAGCGACUGCUGCCUCGAGCACACACAGCAGCCACGCCGCCGCCGCCACCGCCGCCUCCGCCGCCACACUCGGCGCCCGUCCUGCCGCCGGUCCCACCGCCGCGGACGCGCCAUCGACACAGCCCUUCCCGCGGACUAUCCGUCGAUCGUUACGACGAUUUCGACACCGAUAAAAUAACUCUCGUCCGGGUUGAACCGCGUUCCAUUGUAGGGUCAUACGCGCAAAAGACUAUACCUUACCGCAGUGCAUCUUUCUCGCAAGGUGAUUUUGCACAGGACAAAUAUUAUCGUGGUAAACAGCCCUCCAUAUUUAAUUUCGAAAAGCGUGUCAAAAGGAAAGACGAAAUUGAUUCUGCAUCUGCACGCGAUGACACAUCGAGUCUUACAGAGGAAAAUGUGACGGAGGGGGGAUCCGUUGCGUCGGUGGACUCAGCCGUUGGUUCUGACGAGGGGCUCAUAGUGCAUGCAUCACCUGCGCCUCAUUCUAAUCCCCCAGAUGCUGUUCACAAACAGCUCGGUGCGCGUUCGUUGACACAUCCAUUGCCGCGUCGCGUACCUUCAGUGCGGGAGGAAGGUCAAUCCGAUGCCGGAGGUAGUUUACCAGUUUUAAUGCCCCCGCGCGUUCUCCACGAAUUACGCGAAGAAAGUGACGGCUCACAAGCUGACAGUGCGCAGGCGCAUAGUGAAGGAACUUCUCCCCUUGAACCUGCUCAGCCUUUCGCGUUUCCUCCCCUUCCAGCCAUACCUACGAACGCAUGUGCAAACGUGGAUUGUGAGUGUAUUAAUUUUCCGUCGCGAAAAAAUUCCGCUAGUGAACUUGACACUUCUGUGCCAAUCCCAGUGCCGGUUUACGAGUGUAUAGUGAAACAGUGGUCUUCUGAUCUACCAGUAGAAGAAGCACAGCGUUCGGAUGCCGCGUCUGAUGGUUCUUUAGACCGAGAUAAAGAAGAUGAGACUAUUACUAGUGAACAAGUUGCGAAUUUGUUAGCCGCGGUGCAGAAUCCUUGUACACCAGUUCCUAUCAGUACUAGAGAAAGACGGCGACCAUUAGAUAAGACUAAAAGGAGAAAAGGCAUUUACAUCACAACUGCAAGUGAUGACGGAGGUGAUGAAGAUCCUCCUUCUUCUUCUCUAAAUGGUUGUCAGCGAGAAAGUAGUGACGUGUCAUUGUCAGACAUGAGGCUUUCCGCCGAAGCGAGAUCCUCUUCCAUUCUGGGAGAAAAAUCUGACGAUUCGAAUGCAAACGGACCUUCUAGUCCAAGUGAAGCCCCAACUCCAAAUUGGAUAAGAUCGGAUGACCUUCGAGCCAGGCGAGCGAGAUUCUCUCAACAAAGCUCCGAUGAAAGAGAUGAUGAGAGCUAUCGUGUGAGAAGAAAAUUUGGAGUGACGUCACGAGGGGACUCGCCAUCUGAGGCGGAGAGCGACACCUGUUCAAGAGACAGAACAGCCUCACCAUCCCCAUUUAGUCCAUCGGAUACAUCCGAUGUGGAAUCAAAACGACAAAACUUUACCAGGGGACCAUUUGGGAAAAAUCUAGAAGCACCCUCUAGUCGUUCGAUAGAAAGUGGACGAAGAAGUUUCUCAGAUGCCACUGUACCUUGUAGAAAAAAAAGCGCUGGCGCUGUCACAAACACUGGUUCUAGAUCAAAAGGACCGACUCACGUUAGAGCUACGUCCUCCCCAUCAAAAUUAGCUGGAGUUAAGCCCGGAACUGAUUUGCUGGCUGAAUUACUGCGAGGCAGUUCAGAAGCUUUGUCAAAUUCAUCCACCUUCGACAACGUGAUACUGACUCUGCACCAGCAUAAUGACACACGGACACACGUGGUCGUCGAACUUUACGAAACGGAAAAAUCUUAUGUGGAGGCGCUCGAAAACUUAGUUAAGAAAUACCUCCAACCGCUUAAAAGUCCAGAGAACGCUGGACUCUUAGAUGCGUACUUGGUGGAUGAGAUAUUCUACCAAGUACCGGCUAUCCUAAACGUUCACCAAGUGUUCCUAGAACAACUGAGGCUAAGACUCGAGCAAUGGGACCUCCAGCAAAAAGUUGGGGACGUGUUCCUCGAAGUGUUUACAAAACCCACCGUAAUGGACACCUACAUGUCCUUUAUCAAUAACCUGAAAAAGGCAAAGGAAACGAUAAAAUCCGCAGCGGCAUCGCGACCCGCUUUUGCAAAGUUUUUGGAAGCGCGCGCAAGAGAUCACAAGGGAAAGUUGUCUUUAGACAAUCUCUUAAUAAAGCCCGUACAGAAGUUUCCAAGCUAUAAACUUUUGAUUCAAAGAUUGAUCAAACAUACAGAGCAGUCGCAUCCAGACCACAAACUAUUGUUGGAAGCUCAGAGGGAGAUUCACGAUCUCUUGGAACUAAUAAACUGUACCGAAAGAGAGAGUCUCGAACAAGAACAGCAGCAACAGACUUUGAGAGAAUUAGAACAAUUGAUAGAAGGUCUAUCAAAUCUAGUAUCGGCUGAUAGAACAUUCAUUAGACACGAGAUGGUUACUAUGCCAUCAGCGCAAGGAGCUGUUAAAGAUCGAGCAUUAUUCCUCUUUAAUGACACCCUUUUGAUAACAAGCGUCAAGAAAAGGACUGGUACUAUAAAGAAACCGAUUCCAACAUACCAAUGCAGUAUCGCGAGUCAAAUGGAAGGGAACAAAUAUAAGCUAUUAAUGAGGAUAUCUCUCGGAGAUUUGGAAAUUGUGAAAGGAAAAGAUGAAAACAUGAGACGUUUAAUUCAUGAAGUUGAAACGCUUACAGAAGAUGUCAAUACGUUGACUCUUAUAUCAGAACAAGUGGCUGCUCUACACACGCAGCAUCUUCCAUUAGAAGAACUCGUCAGAGAAAUGCUACAAUCAGCUAACAGACAGCUAUCUGAAAGACAGAAUUUCGAUAAUCAGCUAUGCUGCAUGGAACUAACUUUGAAUACUUCAAACGUUCCAGAGAAUCUGACCGUCAUAUUUGCGAAUUCUGAAAAGAGGAGCAAUUGGGAGGAACUCAUAAACGAGACGAAGCAGAAGCUGUAUAUGUACGGCCCAGAGCGGCCGGCGCCUGAGUUUCUCUCCCCUGUUCCUAUAAGGAAGACGAGAGCCGGUUUACAGUUCACAUGCGCUGCUCCAACAUUACCCCCCAAAGGACAACCACCUGAUGUUUGGGUUUGCAACAGCGAUGGGUAUGUCGGUCAAGUGUGUGUGUUGACUUUGAAUCCCAAGCCACAAGUGACUUCGUGUAAUGGCGUUUGUAACGCUAGGAUCGUUUGCGUUGCUUGCGUGCCGCCCGCACCGGCGCUCGCUCGUCAACAGACAUUAGAUAUACCGAGUACCAGCUCGUUGAAUUGUUCCGGUAAUAAGCCUGGUAUAAGUAUUUCUGAUCCCGAUGAAAGCUGCAAGAAUAUACGUCUUGACAGCUCAUCAUCUAGUGAAGACGAGGAUGACGGAUCAUCUACCAGCGAGAAUCAAGACGCGCAGUCUGAACGGAGUCAAGAUUCGGUUCGGUUACACGGUGUGACUGCGGCCGGGCGGGCGACACUCACACCGAAUCAUAGCAAGAGUUUGAGCACGCCUCACACCGGACAGAACAUACCGAUACACCCGGUCAUGAAAUCUAGCUCAAACCCCGCCGUUGAUAAACAAGCUAUGGGAAUCACAUCUGGUACACUAUCUUCGCCAGCCAGUCGCCAAUCAUCAGAAGACAACGCGACCAAUCAGCCAACCAUGUGGCUUGGUACCGAAGACGGAUUCAUUCACGUGUACAACUGUAUGGACAACAUACGUAUUAAGAAGAACAAGAUUAAACUACAGCAUAGCGCCUCUGUUAUAUCCAUCAAAUACGUGGAGGGUCAAGUGUUCGUGUCUCUUGGUAACGGUGAAUUGGUCGUGUAUAAUAGAGAUAUUGAUGGUACAUGGUCAGAGCGUGCUACACUCGUGGUAGGUGGUAGUUCUAAUCCAAUAUCUGCCAUGUUGGUAGUCGCUACACGUCUCUGGUGUUCAACACAGUCCUACGUUAAAGUCAUCAAUCCGCAUACACUGCAGGAGGACGAUACAUUCCACGUGACUACAGACACUCGUCCUAUCAGUCAUAUGGCGGUGUCUGGUACAUCUUUAUGGAUGGCUUUGAAUACAACUCCACAACUUCGUUGCUACCAAACAAAUACAAAGGAACUGCUCGCUGAAUUAAGCAUCACAGCGCCGGUCACUAAAAUGCUGCAUGGUUGCGAUGACAUUAUUCGCCAACAUAAGGCAGCAUGUCUGCGUGUGACUGCUUUAUUGGCUCAUCGUGAUACACUAUGGGUGGGCACGUCAGCGGGCGUGUUGCUCACGGCUCCGCUGCACAACUCGCCUAAUACACGAACCGGACAGUUCACUGUGCCACAACUCACUGGCGUGACUUACGGUCACACUGGUCAUGUCAGAUUUUUGACAAUCGUCGAGAACCCAGUUCCGCAUAAACCAACAACGAAACCAAGCACUAGCUUGAAGACUAAAGCUCUGAGUCGACGAUCGACUAACGCUGAGAAAUUACAGAAACAGGCAGAAAACAGCCAGAAUAAUAAGGAGACUUUGGUUAUAUCUGGUGGGGAUGGCUAUGAAGAUUUUAGAACUUCUUCUAUGUCUGAAGACGCGGGGCGAGAAGAUUCCACCAAUCAUUUAUUGUUUUGGAGGGUAUGA